This is a messenger RNA of Entamoeba invadens IP1, 846 nucleotides long. Its product is annotated as protein kinase, putative. The record is from RefSeq and is a predicted model, not a curated record. The transcript has 2 exons. NCBI's taxonomy places the organism in Eukaryota, Evosea, Mastigamoebida, Endamoebidae. The annotation marks the transcript as partial.
AUGAUGCCAAAUUACGAUGGAUGUGCUAUUUGCAAAGAUGGAUACAAACGAUCCACCGAUGGCAAAAGUUGUGACAAAUGCGAUGAAUCGUGUGCAACGUGUGAUUUCUUUGGUAAUUGUAUUGACUGCAACAACACAUUCUAUCGCAUUGAUACAAACGACAAAUACUGCAGACCACAAAGUGAGUUAAUUGGAUGUGUCAAUUCGAGUACUUAUGGCUGUUUAAUAUGUGGCGAUGGGUACCAUUUGCACACAAAUGUGUGUGAUAAGUGUGAUUACAAUUGCACACUUUGCACAUCACUGACAGAGUGCACAAAUUGUGUUGCAACACAUAUUUUAGUUGAAUCACAAUGUGUGCAUUUCUCGAGUAUUUUAAAUUGUAUUUCUGCAUCUGACAACAAGUGCACCAAAUGUGCUGACAAAUACAUAGCCAAUACAGAAGGCACUCAAUGCGACAAAAAGACAAACUAUGGCUUAGUCGUCGUUCUUCCAAUUUUUUGUAUAUUAUUAUUAGUAAUAAUACUAUUUAUUAUUAUUAUAACAACGUUGAUUGUUAUACACAGAAAUCACAAAAAUAAACAAGAAAAAAGAAUUUGUGUGUUUGAAAUGAAACGUUCUAAUUACUCAAAAAAUGGGGUAUUAACAAAGAAAACUGAAAUUAAUUACAACGACUCGACUGAAUUUAUUCCAGUUGAAGCGGAGAGUAAAGAACUUCUUUGUGUUGAGAACAAAGGAAAAGGAAAUCUAAUAGUUCAAAUCACAACUCAAAGUUCUUCCGAGAAAUACACAAUCAGAACAGAGCCAAAAAUAGUGACUUUGAAGAGUGGAUUUGCAUGUGAAUUUGAA